Messenger RNA from Choloepus didactylus (southern two-toed sloth), 1601 nucleotides. RefSeq names its product PDZ domain containing 4 (gene PDZD4). NCBI's taxonomy places the organism in Eukaryota, Metazoa, Chordata, Mammalia, Pilosa, Megalonychidae. The record is from RefSeq and is a predicted model, not a curated record. Gene Ontology annotation, molecular function: protein binding.
GCCCUGACGGCCUGACGCGCCCCCGCGCUCCUGGGGGGCCGGAGCCAGGCCACGCCCGGCGCGCCCGCCCAGCGGCCGCUGCCCUUUUCUCCUGGCUGGGUGCGGGGGAGCAUGCCUGCGCCUGGCCCCGGGCAGCUAAGAGUUAACCCCAGGGGCCCCGAGCUGCCCCCUCCUGGGGGCACGCCCCCCUCCCUCGCUAGGCCCCCUCCCACCUGCCUAGGCUAUGGCUCCCGGCCCCCGGCCCGGACCUGAGGGUCCGCACAGGGCCCAGUGAGAGGCGUCCGCCCGUUCCCGCCUUCCUCCUACCCUUGCCGGCCAGCACCAUGGGAUGUAAUAUGUGCGUGGUCCAGAAACCGGAGGAGCAGUACAAAGUGAUGCUUCAGGUGAACGGGAAGGAGCUCUCCAGGCUGUCUCAGGAGCAAACCCUGGAGGCUCUACACUCCUCCAAGGAGCCCCUGGUGAUCCAGGUGCUGAGGUGCAGCCCCUGCCUCCGGCGGGACGGCUCCUGCCACGAUCUGCAGCUGGUGGACAGUGGCACUCAGACCGAUAUCUCCUUCGAGCACAUCAUGGCAUUGGGCAAGCUGCGGCUGGAGCCAUAUGUUCUUGCCAAGCUCCCUCCAAUCAGCCAUGAGUAUUAUGACCUGGUGGAAUUCAUGGAGGGUGUCCAGCAGGCGGCAGACCGUAUGGACGAGCUGGAGUAUGAGGAGGUGGAGCUGUACAAAACCAGCCACCGGGACAAGCUGGGCCUGUUGGUUUGCUACCGCACGGACGAUGAGGAGGACCUGGGCAUCUACGUCGGAGAGGUAAAUCCCAACAGUAUCGCAGCCAAAGACGGCCGGAUCCAUGAGGGAGACCGCAUCAUCCAGAUCAACGGCGUGGACAUCCAGAACCAGGAAGAGGCAGUGGCCAUCUUGAGCCAGGAGGAGAACACCAACAUCUCCCUGCUGGUGGCCCGGCCUGAGAGCGAGUUGACGAAGCAGUGGAAGGACAGUGACAACUUCUUAGAUGACUUUGGUUCUGAGACUGAGGGGAAGCCAAAAUCACCCCCUGCCCAGCAGCUUGGCCAUGAAGAGGAGAACGGGGCCCCCGAGGGGGGCCCGGGCCUGAGCAACAGCCAGGAGCUGGACAGUGGGCUGGUCUGGACAGAUGAGAGCACACGCAGCGAGGAGAGCUCUGAGCACGACCUGCUGGGAGACGAGCCCCCCAGCACCACCAACACCCCCAGGAGCCUGUGCAAGUUUGGCCUCCAAGGGGACACCCUGCAGGGCUGCGACUUCCACUUCAGUAUGGACUCUCUGCUGGCCGAGGGUGUGGGGCUGGGGGUGGGUGAUGUGCCGGGUCUCACUGAUGAGGAGUAUGAGCGCUACCAGGAGCUGCUGGAGAUCAAGUGCCACCUGGAAAAUGGCAACCAGCUGGGCCUCCUCUUCCCCCAGGCCUUGGGCAGCCACGGCGCCCUAGAUAUGAACCGCAAUGAGAGAGAGCCGGCUGGAACCAUGAAGAAGCGGAACAAGAAGAUCCUGGACAACUGGAUGGCCCACGGCACGCGCUCUGCCAACGGCAAGAGGGUCUACAACCCGCUGCUGUCUGUCACCACCAUCUGA